AUGGCUGACCACCAUUCUGUGGACUCUUCUACCCUGCUUAUCACCCCUAUCUUUUCCAUCCUUAUGAGUUCUUUCCUCCCUAAAUUCCAACCCCUCCUCACCGUGCGCCGCGGGUGUCUAAUCAGCGAGCUGGACUAUUUGGACGACCCAUCAUGUGGCCUGUUGGAACUUGAAGAAACUCAAGCACUCACUGCCCACGCUCUCCACCAGUACAAAGGUCGAUGUGGCCUGCCUCUCGGAAACCAUGGUCACACGUCUAUCAAGCGAUAUCAAGCGAAUAAGGCUCUCCUUGCCUGGAAACCAGUCUCUCCACGUCUUGCCCGUGUCCGUCUGCGAGGAGCCCUGUUCAACAUAUCCAUAAUAGCUGUUUAUGCCCCAACUCUUGAUGCUGAUGAAGUCACCAAGGACGUCUUUUACGACAGCCUCCAGACUGUUAUGAACGGCAUUUCUCCUAGAGACUUUGUGGUCAUUGCGGGUGAUUUCAAUGCGCGAACUGGUACCGGUGAUGCCAAUAACAGACAUAUUGUCGGACCAUUCGCUAUCGGUGACCGCUGCUCGAACGGAGAGCGGCUGAUCGACUUUGCUGCUGCAAACCGGCUUACUGUGUCAAGUACUCGAUUCCAGCACCUUCGGCGGCACCUGGUGACUUGGUACUCGAAUGACGGUGUCCUCGGAACCAAAUCGAUCAUAUCCUCGUCAAGUCACGGUGGGCCUCGAGUGUCCUGGACUGUCGCGCAUUCCGGGGAGCCGAAACAGGCAAUGAGCAUGGCUCCGACCAUGUCUUCGUUCGUUCAAAGAUGCGCCUUCGCAUGA
Messenger RNA from Acanthosepion pharaonis, 813 nucleotides. NCBI's taxonomy places the organism in Eukaryota, Metazoa, Mollusca, Cephalopoda, Sepiida, Sepiidae. The record is from the annotation of a GenBank genome assembly.